CCUUCACAGUGAACACGUCCCACGUUCUUUUUCUUCCCUCUUUUAGAACCCUCUCUCUCUCCCCCCUCCAUUUUGCCACUUAUCCUCUCUCUCAUCUAUUCUCUCUAAUCUCACCGGAACAAGAAAACACCAUUACAAUACGACCCCGUUUGAACACGACCAUGUUGGAUCUCAGUCUUGGUAUGUUCUCUAACUAUGGAGAAGAUCAAGAUCGGAAAGUACCAUUAGUCUCAGCGGCCGGUGAAGAAGAAUCUAACAUCUCUUCCUCCUCCUCAUCUUCCAAAGAUUCCGCCGCCGGCAAAGCUUUCAUCACCUUUGGAAUUAUCAAACGUGACGAUGAUGUCGUUCCUCCUCCUCCUUCUAAAGAAACCGGAGAUCUUUUCCCCGUGGCUGAUGCUCGCCGGAACAUUGAGUUCUCCUUAGACGACGGUCACUGGUUGAGACUGUCGUCUUUACAGAGGAACAAGCAGCAAGCGGUAAAGAAGAGCAGAAGAGGACCAAGGUCACGAAGCUCCCAGUAUCGUGGCGUCACUUUUUACCGUCGCACCGGUCGUUGGGAAUCUCAUAUUUGGGAUUGCGGAAAGCAAGUUUAUUUGGGUGGGUUUGAUACUGCCUACGCAGCAGCAAGGGCCUACGACCGAGCUGCUAUCAAAUUCCGUGGUCUCGACGCAGAUAUCAACUUUGUCGUGGAGGAUUACAAACAAGACCUCGAUAAGAUGAAGAAUUUAAAUAAAGUGGAGUUCGUGCAAACACUUAGGCGAGAGAGUGCGAGUUUCGGAAGAGGAAGUUCUAAAUACAAAGGCUUGACUCUUCAAAAAUGCACCCAGUUCAAAACUCAUCAAGAUCAGAUUCAUCUCCUCCAAAACAGGGGAUGGGAUGCAGCAGCGAUCAAAUACAGUGAGUUGGGAAAGGGAGGAGUCAUGAAGUCUGGUGUUCAUAUUAAAGGAAAUGCUCACAACGAUCUUGAACUAAGCCUUGGUCUUUCAUCAUCGUCGCAAAAUGCAAAGCUGACAACAAGGGACUACUAUGAAGGUAUCAACCAAUCAACGAUGGGCUUGUUCAGUAAGCAAUCAUCGAUCUAUUUGCCAGUGACGACCAUGACCCCUUUAAAGACAGUUGCAGCAUCAUCAGGAUUCCCUUUCAUCACCAUGACCACAUCCUCUUCCUCCACUACUAGUUUUGAUCCAUAAAUUUGAUCUACACUCUAUUUUAAGUAAUUUGUUUUUUUUCUUCUUCUGAUUUUUGUAUAUCGAACAUAAAUUUGAUUCUUUACUUAAUGAGUGAGAAAUAUUGAAAGUA
Molecule: messenger RNA, 1299 nt
Organism: Raphanus sativus (radish)
Lineage: Eukaryota; Viridiplantae; Streptophyta; Magnoliopsida; Brassicales; Brassicaceae
Product: AP2-like ethylene-responsive transcription factor SMZ
Exons: 7
Coding region: 162-1190 (342 amino acids)
Biological process (GO): regulation of DNA-templated transcription
Molecular function (GO): DNA-binding transcription factor activity; DNA binding
Source: RefSeq, a predicted model, not a curated record